GGUUGCUUAGCAGCGUGUGUUUCUCCUUAGCCUUGGCUGCGGCGGCCGAGGCCUGGCGAUGCCCAAGAACGCAGUGGUCAUCUUGCGGUAUGGGCCCUACAGCGCGGCAGGCCUGCCGGUGGAGCACCACACCUUCCGCCUGCAGGGCCUGCAAGCUGUGUUGGCCAGAGAUGGACACGAGGUAAUCCUAGAGAAGAUAGAAGACUGGAAUGUGGUGGAACUCAUGGUGAAUGAAGAAGUCGUCUUCCACUGCAACAUUAAGGACUUGGAGUUCGGAGGCGAUGGUAAACUAGACCCACUGUGUGAAAAGGCCAGGAUAGCGGUGCUGAACUCCUACUGAUCUCCUCGUGGAACAGGCAUCUCAAGUUGAUAGAACAGCAGCUGCCCCAGCCAUUCUAUGAUACAGGGAGAAGUGGCUGUGCUGCAGUGUGGACAUUGGGCUCUACUAGUCAGGCAGGGCAACUCGGGCCUGAUCUCCAGCUUACACAGCCUCAGGAAUCUCACCCGGCUGCACAGGAGCUCACAGAAAUAAUAAAAACCACAUCAUUUGUAACAUCUCUCAAUCCCAACCCAUAGGGAGAGCCCUCCAAUAUCAGGUACACAUUGAGCUGAAGGAAACAAUAAAAUGCAAUCAAAUAACAAGGUGCCAUUCCUGACUAAUAACACAUAGUUGCCAGAAGCAUCUGAGAUUCCAUUGUUUAGUACUCAAAUUGCUCAGAACAGGUAAAAUUAAAGAGAGGUUGGGGGAAGGGUGGGAAUAAAGGCUUUUGAAAGUCUGAACCAAAAGCAAAUGUUAAUAUUUGGAAACUUUGUUAUUCCUACAGAUUUAUUUCGACUCCUGAGGGAAUAAAUAUUUUAAAUUGCUGAUAUAAAAUUAGCUGAAAUCAAAUCUUCAGUUACUCUCAUCUAAAACAAGAAAAUGACCUGCCUUCUUUUGCAUUAAGAUUGUCUAAGGAGGGCACGAAAGAGUCCUUGGCAGAAUGUGAGAUGGUUCCCUGGUCCCUCUGGAGUAGAACACCGCCCCACAGAGUUAAAGAGGGUUUUCGCUAUGUUCAGUGUGAAAAUCAGUCUUGUCAAAAUGAUAUUUUUACUUUCUAGUCUUACGCACCAAUGUGUGAUAUACAUUCUUAACUAUACAGUAACGGAGAGGGAGAAAUGCAGAUACUGAUCGAAAGACGUCAAAUGGGAGGUCAUGGUAAGAAGGCCUCACACCUAUGAGAGAAAAUCAGAUUCCCUAACAGAAGACUCUGGACCCAGGGCACCUGUGCUGAAGGAGCAGGGCCUUCAGGAUCGCUCAGAGAGCUGCAGCCUUGCCCCCUCUGAGAGCAGUCCUAACCAUUGCCCCAGGCAACCUCAAACCCUCCUGCACCCCAGAACUUCAAAGGCCACCGGGGACCAUAAAACUGCUUUCACAUGUUCUUUCUCACACAGGACAAAGUAGGGGAUAUAAUUUUUAAAACCCCAGCCCAAGCUUCACUUGUCAGCGUUGAUUCAGGGAUUGUGAAUCACUUAGAACUCUAUGGAACUAUUUAAGCAUCUCCUUACUGAGAAACUGGGGCUCAAAAAAGAUUCUUCCUCCCAGUAUCUGGUGCCGGUUUUCACAUAUCUUUUGUAACCCUAGAUUUAGUCCCUUUUUGUCAAAGACCAGUUUAAGUUACUAUAGAUGUAGCAUUCAAUCUUUGUUUCAAUAUAACAUUUUGCUACAAGAGAAAUCCAUUCUCAUUAAAGAAAAAUGGAAAAAUACAGGUAAAAAUAAAGUAUAACUUUAGUAACA
Molecule: messenger RNA, 1774 nt
Organism: Macaca mulatta (Rhesus monkey)
Lineage: Eukaryota; Metazoa; Chordata; Mammalia; Primates; Cercopithecidae
Gene: C9H10orf53
Product: chromosome 9 C10orf53 homolog
Source: RefSeq, a predicted model, not a curated record